Messenger RNA from Zophobas morio, 4121 nucleotides. Its product is annotated as TATA element modulatory factor-like. The record is from RefSeq and is a predicted model, not a curated record. Gene Ontology annotation, cellular component: endoplasmic reticulum; Golgi apparatus. The transcript is spliced from 9 exons. Lineage: Eukaryota; Metazoa; Arthropoda; Insecta; Coleoptera; Tenebrionidae. Bases 166 to 3864 code for a protein of 1232 amino acids.
CCGUGAAACGUCAACAUGUCAUAGUUGUCAAAAAUUAAAAACAAUGCCCUUAAACGAAAUAAUUAGUCAACGAAUCACUUUUGGGCUAACUCUUUUUAAAUCUCUCGUUUAUAAACACUAGAAUUUGCUUAGGAAAAGUCUUUGCAGUUAACCUAUAAUGUAAUAAUGAGUUGGUUCGACGCAUCGGGGUUUGCCAACAUAGCAAAGUCUGCACUAAGGGAAGCCCAGAGGACGAUAGACAAAGCCCUAGAUAUUAAAGACGACGAAAUUAAUCCAGUUCCUGCAAACACACCCAUUGACACAAACUCGGACGACUUUUUCGGGACGUGGGGUUUGACGCAAUCGGGUCACAUUAAAGACCCGAAGAAGGAUGAUGAGGGGCCGAGGCAACCCAAGCUUCAGUCGAGUCUGUGGGGGUCAUUCACCGGAUCGUUUUUUGACACCAAUAAGGAUGACCCAAAAUCGCCUUCUAUUGAUAGUUUAGAUGAUUCCAUUGAUACAGGUAGUGAGCAUUUUAGUAGAAGUAAGCUUGUAGUGCAACAAAGUGAUGAUGGGGAUAGUUAUUAUUCGCGAUUGUCGUCUGUGGAGACAGACGAAGAGACUAUCACAAAUGACAAUGAAACAAAUUCGCCUUUUGAAAAAUUUGAAGUACAAUUAGAUUCUCCUGAUAAUCCUGCAUCUGUGGUGAAAAGGCGCGAGAAGCCAUCGUCCUCAGUAAAUCGGCUUUCAAUAAUCAGUAGUGAGAGUGGUAAAAACAGUUCUGAAAGUGUGGAAUUAAUUACUUGUAGUACGGAGUGUACCACAAGUCCUGAGUCUGAAUUGUUGUCUGGCGAUCAAAGUAUUUCAACUUCUAGCUCAGCGGUGGCUAGACAGACUUCAGAGUCAGUGGAAGUAUUGGCUGAUAGUUUGACUAGUCCAAGUUCUGUUGAGAUUAUUGGAUUGGAUAGUUUAGAUGGGAAGACGCAAGAUGAGUUUGCGUCACCCCUGGAGUCGCCACUUGCGGAAGAAGAGGCGAGCCCCUGCAUUGAGAAAACCUCCCCCGACAGCGUGGAAGUCAUCCCCGAGGACCAAGAAGAAAGCGUCGCCGAAGACACAAUGUCCUACACCUCAAUCUCUGAAAGCACUUCAGCCACAGUCCUCGACCAAGCAUUCCUGCACCUCAAACCCCAAAAAAUGCUUAAAGACACCUACAACACCAACAUGACCGAAAGCGACAUCUCCCUCAGCCCCGAGAAGAACCACAGCUUCGCCGACGCCAUCACCCGAGCACCAAGUCGCGGCGGAAUGCACUUACCUCUAACACAAGUCAAUCAAGUAUUAAUAGACACCCAGCCGCAAAGCAGCCGCCAAGACCUCUCCAACCUCCUGAAAAACACCAACAUCAUCGACAUUCCCCACGAGGAAAACGCGCAGAUCGAGUCCUGCGACGAGGGGUCACAGUCCGAUCGGACGAUUAUUGCGAAAGACGGGGCCAUGGACAGCAGCAGCGACACCAGUAUUACGGAGGGGAUGAACUCGGUGUAUUUGAAGAAUUUGAUCGCGGACGCUAUGACUGAGAAGAGUCCGGAGCAGAGCGAGGUGAAGACAAGUCAUUUUAUGGAUUUGUCGCAGAGUAUGAUCGACUCGAAGCAGGAGAAUGUGGUGUUGGAGAAUAUCUCGAUAAGUCAGUUGGACAUGCCGCCUCGGGAGAACUCGCCGGUGAGUUCGGAAAGCCGAUCGGAUUUGGUGAAGAUCGGGUCCGAUCAUACGUCGGGGCACACGUCGGGGGACGAAUUGGAAACCACCACGUCGUCGGAUAUUGAGAUCAUUUCUAGUCCAAAUGGUGAUUCGAGUAGUACGCAGAGUCGGCAGAGUCCGGCUAAACAAACUUGUAUUAAGGGUAAAAGUGAAGGUACAAAGGACCUACUUUGUAAAAUGACUAUGAAAAAAGCCAAAGGCCACACCAGGGAACUUUCAGAAGCGUCCAGUGUUAGCGACGACUCUCACUCAUCUGAAGUCGAUCGAUUGAUCAAGCGCAUUUCUGAAAUGACCGAAAUUUUAGAAUCCAGGGAAUCAAAACUCAUCGAUAUGAACCGAAGAAAUGCCGAGUUACAAGAACUGAAUACCGAUCUAAAGCACCAACUAGAUAGCAUGCUUACGAAGCAACUGGAAUCGGUGGAUUUGUCACAAGUCACGGAAGAAUACACUCAGAGAUUAUCAGCUUUAGAAAAAAAGUUUCAGCAAGCUAUUAGAGAAAAAGACACUUUAAGAAAGCAACUGGAGCAGAGUAAGCAAGAGGCGGCAACUAGACUGAGUAAGGGCGACUUGGAGACCCUUAUGAAUGAGAAGGAUGAAACGAUCAAGGAGUUGCGGGAGGAAGGAGAGAAGUUGUCGAAACAGCAGCUGCAGCAUUCUAAUAUUAUUAAGAAGUUGAGGGCCAAGGAGAAGGAGAAUGAGUCGACAAUCAAACACCUGAAGGAAACCAUCGAGGACCUCUCAUCCGAAACCGACCGCCUUAAACGCUCCUUAACUGCCAAAGAAGAAGUGGAACGGUCCCAAAUAGAAGCCGUACAUCAACUAACAGCAAAAAAUAAGAAACUCGACACUGAGGUGAUCAAGCUACAAAGUCAAUUCGACGAUUUGACCCAGAAGUACGACACUGUGAAAAAGUCACUCGACGCGGCGAAAAAGGAAUUAGUCGAUAAGAAUAAAACCAGUUCUGAGUUAAUCGCAAGAGAACACAAACUUGAAAGUUUGGAGAACGAAAAAAGACAAACUGAGUCACAAAACGCAGCGAUAAUAAGCGAGUUAGAAGAACUGCGUUCCAAAAUGCGUCAGCUUGAUUUAGACUACGCGAAAAAGGAGCAGUUUUUACGGAAAGAAAAUAACGAGCUGCUGAGGCGACUGGAAGAUGCUGAGGCGCGAAACGAGGAGCUGUCGCAGUCGAUUCUGGAAGUUAGCAAGCCCUUGGUUAGACAAUUGGAGUCGUUGCAGGCAACGCAUACCAUAAAAAUUUCAAAUUUUGAGAAGAUUGAGCAGGAACUAACUCUGAAAAUCAAUGAUUUGCAGAGCCGGUUGCAAACGUCACAAAACACCGAAAGAGUAGUCAAAGACGAAGCGGUUAGUUUAAGAUCAAAAUUAUCUGACGUGGAGUCUGAAAUGGGUUCUUUGCGGCAUGAAAACGAAAUGGUAAAAAUGCAGUUAGAACAGUAUAAAACCGAAAAACAAAUAGAAGAACAGGACUUGAAAAGCCAAAUCGACGACUUGCACCAGAGACUGAAAACUGAAAAAUCAAAAGUGGAAGAUUUAAUUAAAGAUGCUUCAAGUUUGCAAGAACAACUAGCUCUCGAAAAAUCAACGAACGAAUCAGAACGGAAGAAAAGUACUCAAGAACCACCAAAUUUGGAACGAAAUUCGCCCCGUACUGGUAGUAAUUCGCCAACGUUAAGUCUCGGGAAAGUGUCAGUAGCUGAAUCUCUUGGAAGUUCUUUCUGGUCACAGGAUGAAACCCUCGACAUGGGACAGGCGCCCAGAUACACCAACAUGUUCGAAAUGCAGAUGCUUCAAACAAAUUUGAAACAACGCGAUGGGGAAGUGCAGCAACUACAGUGGGAGCUAAAUCGACGCGAACAAGAACGGUCGCUAUUAAACCAAGAAAUCUCCUCACUCCUAACACGAGUGGAAGAUCUUGAAGCAAAAACUCAAGACCAUGAUAUUCUAAAAACCCAACAGGUGGAAUUGCAACAGCAGUAUGACACCUUGUGCCAACUGUAUGGCGAAAAAGUCGAAGAAAAUGAAGAACUAAAGCUAGAUUUGCAAGACGUUAAAGAAAUGUACAAAAGUCAAAUCGAUGAGUUAUUAAAACAACAAAAACAAAAUUUAUAGGUUAUGUAAUUUAUUCAGCUUGUACAGUAAAGUUGCUUUUAUAAGAAUUUUUAUGACUAGGGAAGAGAUUGAAGUGUUUGUUGUUUUAUUGUGUUUUGUGAUACAGGAUUUUUACUUUAACAGUUAGCGGGUGCUGAUAGAUUGCUGUUUAUCUUGAUUAAAGUAUAUUGCACUUAAAAUUUAACCUGUGAUAUGAUUAUUAGUUCGUUUGGAAAUUAUUGUACAGAUUCCAUCUUGUAAUAAAUGUUGUUAAGGUA